AUGAUUAGCUUGAAGCCAGGGGUUGACAAAGUGCCAUUCGAUGGGAAAUACCUUCUUCCAAUGGAUUUCAAGUCAGUUUGGGAAGCCAUGGAGGAGUGUUAUAAAUUGGGGCUCUCAAAAAAUAUUGGAUUGAGCAACUUCUCCUGCAAGAAGCUCAACCUGUUACUUGCUACAGCAAAGAUCCCUCCCGCAGUAAAUCAAGUUAGUCUCCUAGCAUCGAAUUAA
Ilex paraguariensis (yerba mate) is the source of this 225-nucleotide messenger RNA. NCBI's taxonomy places the organism in Eukaryota, Viridiplantae, Streptophyta, Magnoliopsida, Aquifoliales, Aquifoliaceae. The record is from the annotation of a GenBank genome assembly.